UCCUCAAACAAACAAGGCGAACAAAGGAGGCAGCGGGUAAUACACCCGUGAGAAAUCCCGUUGGUCGAAAGGGGUCAUGUCAGGGUACCAGUGAUCAACCUGUGAUGGCGAACCAAACAAACCGCAAGAGGGCAGGGGGCAGAGGGGGCAAGAGAGAGGACUCACAGAGAGUAAAAGGAUGAAGUCUAGCCGGAUGUGUAAAAGCUCGUGUGAGGCUGGGUCUGAAGCUUUGGGGCGGUAUCGCUUGUUUCGUGAAAAGCAAAGAUGACUUUGAAGGAUGAUGGAGAUUAACGAAAACGCUAUCGUCCAACGCUCUGGAUGGGCUACAGGGCCUGUCGGUCAACGAUGAAGACGCUGGCUGGCACAGCAGUGAGUCUGAUACGUGUAUAUGCCCCUUUUGGUGAGUGCCGGGCUGGCUGGAAGACGAGGGAUGGUGUUUAUGGCAGAUACGCGUCGAGUGAAGCAGACGUGUGGACCUGUGUGUCGCGGGGGGAAGCGGUGUCAGGGUGCGAAGGUCAGCCUCGGUAUUCAUGGCAUACGGGCAAGAGACGUGGCGCGAAAGAACGAGGAGAUGGAGGUCUAUGGGGCCUAUGGGGCUGCUUUGUGCGACAUGACGACUCACGCUGUGGGGAAGAUCCCUCGAGGCUUCUCGCUGGAGGUCCUUCAAAGGGCUGAUUCAAAGGUCUGAUGAGGAUUGUAGCGAGCCUUUGGUCUGAUCCGGUAAGGGGGGCUUUGGGUGCUGUUUUCUUUAUGGGAGAGCGAGGAGAUGGAGAUACAAAGCAGGAAUUGGGCGUGGUGAGUUUGGGAUGGCGACCAUGUCUUCAUGAAAAUGUGGUCUCGCUGCCAGUGGUGGCCCGAUCUGCCUGUGCCCUUCUGCCUCGUCGCCCACCAAGACCGGGCAAACAACAGUGCACUACCCGGUCCAGGCCCUGAGGGGUGUCGCACCCAGAGGGCGCGGGGAGGGGCCACACAACAAGGGGG
Molecule: messenger RNA, 981 nt
Organism: Cryptococcus amylolentus CBS 6039
Lineage: Eukaryota; Fungi; Basidiomycota; Tremellomycetes; Tremellales; Cryptococcaceae
Exons: 2
Coding region: 319-675 (118 amino acids)
Source: RefSeq, a predicted model, not a curated record